UUGAAUGAAUGCAGUCAUCGCUCAUCACUUUCAGGAAUCAUUCGAACUGCGGUUCCACUCGAUCGCGAAGUCGAAAAUCGUUAUUGGUUAACAAUACAAGCUGAAGAUUCGGCAUCAGUACCACUCUACUCGAUCGUGCAUGUCUUCGUUCGUGUACUGGAUAAGAAUGAUCAUCUACCGUUACCAUCAAAGCCAAUUUAUUUCGCGGAAGUUCUUGAAAAUUCACCUGAGGACACAGUUGCUGUCAAGGUUGAAGCCAUGGAUAAGGACGAUCUUCCAUCAACUUCUGGAGAGGACAGCAAGUUACAGUUCAGGAUAGCGAGUGGCGAUCCACAGAGUUUCUUCAGUAUUGAUCCUAAAACAGGAUAUAUGACAACUCGAGGUCGACGACGACUGGACCGUGAAACUCAGCGAGAGCAUCAAGUGCAGAUCGAGAUUUGUGAUCAGGGCACUCCUCCGCUGUGUGCUACUGUUCCGGUCAUCGUAACGGUUCGUGAUGUGAACGACAAUCCGCCAGUAUUUCGACAACAAAUCUACAACUUUAAUAUACCUGCUCAGAAGACUGGGAACUUGUGUCGUAGUCACUUUUGCGAUGCGGCAUAG
Messenger RNA from Anisakis simplex (herring worm), 603 nucleotides. The record is from the annotation of a GenBank genome assembly. Lineage: Eukaryota; Metazoa; Nematoda; Chromadorea; Rhabditida; Anisakidae.